Linum trigynum is the source of this 507-nucleotide messenger RNA. The record is from the annotation of a GenBank genome assembly. NCBI's taxonomy places the organism in Eukaryota, Viridiplantae, Streptophyta, Magnoliopsida, Malpighiales, Linaceae.
GGACAAUAUCAUUCAUUACAACAACAAUAUCAAUGGCUUACUACACGACCACAUUUGCUGCAUCACUAAGGGCGACGGUUAUUGUACUACUAGUCGGCGUGGGGCAUUUGCGCACUUCCCUUGGAUAUCCAAUCUGCGGCGACACGCCGGCGACAAAUCAGGUGAACUUCGCCGGUUAUUCACGUGUCCUUCUUGACGAGCUGGUCGAGAAAACGACAUCCGUGCUCCCAGAUAAGUUCACCUUUGACGCCACGGUCCCAGGAAUUGGCGGUCCUGGUUCCGUUUCAGGCACUGGCACUUGUUACCAUCAAGGGGACAAAACUGCUGAUGAUUGCGGUAACUGUCUCUCUGAUUUGCGGCCGUAUUUGGACGAGUGCACAAAGAACUGUUCUACCGCGGGAGCUUUCUUUCAAGGAAGGUGCAUGAUUCAAAUACAGGAAAAUUUACAGUAGUACGUAGUUGAACUUGAAUGGAUCGGAGGAACACCAAUACAUGAUGUUAUGUUGC